GCACGCUGCUGCCCGCCCGCGCGGGGGGGGGUGGAAGAAGGGAGGUCACCCGGCCGCCCUCCGCCUGACAGGACCGGGACGCCGCUGCCGCCGCCGCCGCCUCGAAGGCCGGGAUGUGGCGGGUGCUGGCCAGGCGCCUGCUGGCGUGUCAGGGCGCGGCCCCGCGCGGGGCUCGAGUGCCGGGGGCGGAGGGGGCUUCCCGGGGCCGCGCCUGGGCUGCUGGGCCGCCGCCGCCCCCUCCUGGGGGUCCCGAAGGGGAGGGGUCCCCGCCCCGCUCCUGCCCCCCCGCUGCUGCGCCCCCGCGGCCCCGCCGCCACUGGUGCAGCCUCCCGCCCCACCAGAAGGUGCCUUUGCCUGCCCUCUCCCCCACCAUGCAGAUGGGGACCAUUGCGCGCUGGGAGAAGAAAGAAGGGGAGAAGAUCAACGAGGGAGACCUGAUUGCGGAGGUAGAGACGGACAAAGCAACCGUGGGGUUUGAGAGCCUGGAAGAAUGCUACCUGGCCAAGAUCCUGGUCUCCGAAGGAACGCGGGAUGUUCCCAUCGGAUCUGUCAUCUGCAUCACCGUGGACAAGCCUGAAUUUAUUGGCGCCUUCAAGGAUUAUACUUUGGAUUCCGCAGCUGCUGCCCCACCGGCUUCAGUGCCGCCCCCACCACCUCCUCCCCCAGCAGCUUCCCCAAAACCAGCAGCUCAGCCAUCUGCACAAGCGCCAGGCAGCUCCUAUCCUCCCCAUAUGCAGAUUCUUCUCCCUGCCCUCUCUCCCACGAUGACCAUGGGCACCGUUCAGAGGUGGGAAAAGAAAGUGGGCGAGAAGCUGAGCGAAGGAGAUUUAUUGGCAGAGAUUGAGACAGACAAAGCCACCAUAGGCUUUGAAGUGCAAGAAGAAGGUUACCUAGCGAAGAUCUUGAUCGAAGAAGGUACCCGAGAUGUCCCCUUGGGAACCGCCCUCUGCAUCAUUGUGGAGAAGGAGUCCGACAUUCCUGCUUUCGCAGACUACAGAGAUGCUGGGAUCGCGGAUAUCAAGCCUCCGGUGCCCCCACCGCCUCUGCCCCCAAGCCCUGUACCUGCUUCAGCCCAGCCUGCGGCCUCCUCAGUCAAGGCUCCUGCGCAUAAAGGGAGGAUCAUCGUGAGCCCUCUGGCAAGGAAACUAGCCGCAGAGAGAGGGAUCGAUCUCUCGCAGGUGAAAGGUACAGGGCCAGAUGGACGGAUCACCAAGAAGGACAUUGACUCAUUCGUCCCAUCUAAAGUUGUCCCGGCCCGGCCCCCAGAUGCGGUUCCUCUGGCUGCGCCAGCUCCUGCAGCUGCCCCCACAGGUGUCUUUACUGAUAUUCCCAUUAGUAAUAUUCGAAAGGUGAUUGCCCAGCGUUUGAUGCAGUCUAAGCAAACAAUACCUCACUAUUAUCUCUCUGUUGAUGUCAACAUGGGAGAAAUAUUGGUGCUGAGGAAAGAGCUCAACCAGGAGAUGCCACAGAAUACCAAGCUGUCAGUCAACGACUUCAUUAUUAAAGCUUCGGCUCUGGCAUGUUUGAAGGUGCCUGAAGCGAAUUCUUCGUGGUUAGAAACAGUCAUUAGGCAAAAUCACGUAGUUGAUGUAAGCGUGGCGGUCAGUACUCCAGCAGGGCUUAUAACGCCAAUUGUAUUUAAUGCACACACCAAGGGCUUGGCCUCCAUUAACCAAGAUGUCGUGACGUUGGCCGGCAAAGCGCGGGAAGGCAAGCUUCAGCCCCACGAGUUCCAGGGAGGAACCUUCACAGUCUCAAAUUUAGGAAUGUACGGCAUUAAGAAUUUUUCGGCCAUAAUCAAUCCACCGCAGGCUUGUAUCUUGGCGGUCGGUGGCUCUGAGAGAAGGCUUGUGCCAGCAGAUAAUGAAAAAGGGUUUGAUGUGGCCAGCGUCAUGUCGGUGACCCUCAGCUGUGACCACCGUGUAGUGGACGGGGCCGUGGGGGCCCAGUGGCUCGCAGAGUUCAAGAGAUUCCUGGAAAAACCAGCCACGAUGCUGCUAUAGUUUUCUCAAGGACUUUGGCGACCUAAUCGCUUCAUUCUAAAGAAGCUAUUUAUAUAUCGAAGGGUUAGACUUUUAAAAAGAAAAAUGUUUCCUCCUUUUAUUUUUUAAAAAAAGAAGUCUAUAUAAACAGCGGCUGGUGAUUUUGAAUUACCAGCUAUAGAGAUUUAAAGGUUCUGCAGGUGGCCUUCCGAAGCCAAGUACCGCUGCGCUAUAUCGGAUUGAGUGGGUGGAUUGGCAAACUUUCCCCAGUUGUCGAAAAUAAUCAUGUGUUGUAAUGCUUCUGAUCACAACGGUGCAGGGUAUCCUAGCCUCCCACCCCCACCAGCUAGCUGGCUCGCCCUUCAUUUUCAAUAAAACCAGGGAUUUGAGAUGAAAUAUGGAAAAAAAAAGUAAACCGUAGAUUUGGGACAAUUUAAAUUUUCAGCAGAAAAAAGAGUUAGCCUUCCACCUUCGUUCUAAAUACUGCAAAAAUAAACUAAAAUUAAAUGGUGUCACCUGGAGUACAACAGAACAGUUGACCUUCUAACUUUGCAAAAUUGUAAGUCAGUCAGCUGUAAGUCAGACUUUCUAGCAACAGGGAAUCCUUUUAGCACACAGCAAGAGAAAAGGAACGUUUGAGUCAGACCACCCUUUGAAACCCUUCUGAUAAUUUUGCCUUACGUUGAGUUUCUGUAAUUUAAGCAUGUCUUGUUUUGCUUCCUUUCUAGGUCAGUAAACGCUGUUUUACUCCCAAACAGAAGUCAUUUGUUAAGGGAACUGGUGAAGCUGGGGUCAGUUAAAGAUAGGCAACCUAUGGACUCCUUACAGGCCCCUCCCCCAUAGGUCCCUCCUCCCCCUGUUUAAUGGUCUAGACUGGGCAGACUGGGGCUGUUGUCUCAUUGAGAGGAACGUGAGAGCGCAGUUCCAUCAUUUAAAUAAGGGCUGCACGCAGGAAUGUGGAAAAAAAUCUUUCCUUCCUACCACGUUUGAGAGUGCAGUUUUGUGAAAUGUCCCAUCCCACACGGGAAGCCGCUGGUUCCCCUGCAAAAUGGGCUGUCUUAAGCAUGAAGCACUCCAGAAGUUCUCAAAAUCAGCCUGUCUCGCAGCUGCACCCGGUAUUUGAAAUGGGACGCCGACCUCAGAAUAGCUGAAAUGAGAACUAAUUGUAUGAAAGAAGGAAAAAAAACCCCAAUGCCUUGUGAUCAAGUGGCCCAGCCAGGUGUGAAUUAGCUGUGCUUGGAUUCCGCUGAAAUCAGGAGGACAAUUGGGCACGGCCAUUUCAGAUUCCAAGUUAUCCAGAACUAAUUUACAGGAUUUGAUGGCUAAUCUGGAACAGCUUUGCUUUCUUGUCCAUCCAAGGCUUAAGAGCAACAGAAUUUCACAAGUCGUAAAUUUGUAAACAUCUUUGCUAGAAAUGAGAUUUCUUCAAAAUGGGGCCCAGUCACGGUUUUAGGUAUGGGAAAUGCCUCUUUUGCUUGCCAAGGAAAAAAAGCUGAUUUUAAAAGGUGGAUCAUGUCAUGGUUAAGUGGUGUGACCUGAACAGCCGAGUAGACCAUUAACCGAUACACCCCAUGUUAAUCUGUACAUCACCACUUCAUUCAAUAUUGUCUCUUUGUCAAUUUACGCUACCGAAUCCACUACAAAUAUAUAUACAUGCAAUUAAAUAUUUUUUUUCUGAGAACCAAUUUGUUGAGUUUGGUUGUAAUUCAACCCUUUGGUAAGAAAAGUGCUUUUAAAAUAUCUUAAUUUAGUUACAAAUUGGCAUUAAAAGUUUGAUGUUCUUUGGACUGCUA
Ahaetulla prasina is the source of this 3775-nucleotide messenger RNA. RefSeq names its product dihydrolipoamide S-acetyltransferase (gene DLAT). Gene Ontology annotation, cellular component: pyruvate dehydrogenase complex. Gene Ontology annotation, biological process: pyruvate decarboxylation to acetyl-CoA. The record is from RefSeq and is a predicted model, not a curated record. Lineage: Eukaryota; Metazoa; Chordata; Lepidosauria; Squamata; Colubridae. Gene Ontology annotation, molecular function: dihydrolipoyllysine-residue acetyltransferase activity.